AUGGAAAUUUUGAAAACCCUUUCUGAAGCUGAGUUAGAUAACCUUCGUAGCGUAUUCAACAGCACCAACUCAAGACGUGCACUUAAUGAAAGCGAAUUCAAGAACGCCGUAUACAGGGCGAUUCAAGACAAGUCCAUCAAUGUUAGCCACGUAUACCUCACUAAGCUAUUUGCGUCCAUUGACGUCGCUGGAUCCGGAUACGUUUCGUGGGAUGAGUUGACAACGUUUGCCAUCGAGCAGGCGUCCGGGCUUAUCGUCGAUUCCUGUACGGUUAACGGUAGCGUGGCCUCAAUGACGACAAAUCCACGCAGGAGCUCAGUUCGAUCUCGCUCCAAGAGGACGGAGUCUCAGGAGUCUGGGAUUAGAUCGACGGGAAAGAAAAGCUUUCUGGAAAUUACUCCUUCCAUGCACACUGGAACACGAAGUGAAGAUACCGCUCGUGAAGAUUGGAUAAGCGCCACGGAGUGCGUGUCUUUGAAUAACGAAAGUAUCUGUAGUAGUGGUUUGGGCUCGUCAGGCAUCCAGAAUGGGGAUUCGUUCGACACCUUCCGUCCGUUUCAUAUCGACCAGGACUUUUCUCAGCCCUACGGAUGGGAGGUCGUGAGCCUUCGGUUUAUCAAAUCUAUCCAGAAGCUAGUGAAGUUGUCGCAUGAUUCAAAAGGUAAAAGCGUGAUCUCGAUCUAUGAUGUAAAAAGAGAUGAACAGUUGAACUUCUAUGCUGGAGUAUUGAUGCCGAAUGAGACUGUACUAGACUGGGACUACAUCCCCUCAUCGCCGAGUUGUAUUUACAGCUCCAACGCCCUUGCGUGUUCCUAUAACGGUGGUCUCUUACGUUUAUUCACGCUUGAGAAGAGAAGAUUUGCGAAUGACACGCUGAAACUCUUAAAAAUGUUGGAUGUACACGAGUCGAAGACGAACGUACGCUGGUGUUCGGCCUACGACGGUAGGCUGGCGAUGGGGAAUCGCCACGGCGUGGUGGGGCUGUGGGAUAUUGAAAGUGAAGUCCUCACCGCGGAGAGGCGAAUCCAUGACCACGAUAUCACUGCACUGCGCCCCCACGGCACGAAGCUCUACUCCGCUAGUCUGGAUCGCACGAACUCCGUGAAGUUCACCGAUCUCGAGCGACUCGAAAUUCGAACCUCCUUCAACGAUCAUGGGCUUUCCGGUGCCCUUUGUCUGGAGGUGGACGAGGAAUACUUGUUUUCGGCCGGAUUCGAGAACAAAAUCGUGCAGCGCCCGGUGCAGUGUCCAAAGAGCCACCCUACCUUUCUCUACGAUUCCUUCCAGCCGCAUGAGUGCUACAUCACCUGCAUCCGACGCCUCGAGGACGGCCCAUACCUCAUCAGCGCCGACGCCAAGGGCUGCAUUAAGAUCUGGGAUCUGCGCAUCGCCGGCGUCGUGCAGACGAUCUCCAUGCAGCAGGCCGUCCGACAGAAUGAAAGGCAGCUGAUGAGUCGAGAAGACAGCUCGGUCUUGGGAACUGUCCGGCGGAUGACGUGCAAGGUGCCCGACCCCAUCCACGGCUUCCACCGAGAGUCGAAGCGGGAGCGUCUGACGCACGAGGCGAGGGAGUGGCAUCACUGCGGCAAUGCCAAAAAGUCCACCACGGGGUUUGGAAGUAGUUCUACCCACCGCAAGCCACCGAAAAGCGUCCUCUCCAUAAUGGACAACCGCAUGUCCAUCAACACCCUCUGCCCCUUCGUUGCGUCUAGCUUUUUCGUUGCCAUGCCACGGAAGCUGUAUUUGCUCGGUUCUGCGGAGACCACCUGCCCGGAUUUGGUAGACGACAAGGUCUCCUGUCGCUUUCUUCUGAUCCCCGACCCGUCGAUGGUCCUGACCAUCCAUGAGCGCAGCGCGAAGCUAUGGCAGAUUUCAAACGGCCACCUCGUGUACGCCACGGGGAAUAACCUCCUCGAGAAUGACAUUACGGCCUGCGUCCUGGUGGAGCCCCUGCGGCGCCAAUUCCUGCUCGGCUCCAUGACAGGCGAACUACUCAGCUUUUCGGUCUCCUUAGGUCAGUGCACGCAUUCGCUAACGACCAUCCUGGAAGAGGCGGGUCGAGGCGGGAAGGAAAUUCUCUCCCUGCACACCCUGCCGCGCUAUCGGGAUCAUCUUUGCCCCUAUGCGAUUGUCAGCUACGCCGACGGGGUCGUGUUGGUGGCGCUGGCAAAGGACUAUGAAGCGCAGAAUGUGGUGCGGCUGAGUAUUCUGAACAAGCUGUUAGCGACCAGCGGUGAGGCGAGUGCGGUUUCUGGACGCCCCAUCUGUAAUGCCACCAUCCGAGAUACCAAGCUGAUGGGGAAUAAGCUCUUUGUGUGCGACUCCAACGCGUAUGUCUAUGUGGUUAAUCUCACUAAGAGUCAGUCCACGUUCACGUUGAAACUCCCACUCCUCGGUCCGGAGCUGAUCUUUCUCAGUCCAUUCCUGGAGUUGCCAAAUUUCAAGAGCGAGAUCGCGAACGACACGAAGUCGGAAGCCGACUUGGGGUCGCUGUGCGAUCCGCUGCAUGCGCGCUCCCAACCGACCCCGGGCACCGCCAUGGGGGAUCUCGUGAAGCUCGUUUUCAUGGUCACGAACAGCACCGGCACGAUCGUCGUGGGCCAAUCCGCGCCGAAACCAAAGUACUUGUACGAGAGCAAGUGGAAUUCCGGCUCGCUCGAUUUCAGCGCGACCCUCACCCAAGCGCAGGACUAUGAGGUGACGGCGGAGUGGCGUCCGUUCGCGGAGCGGAUGGGGGAGGAGCCGAUGUGGCGAUGGUGUGGGCUGCUCAACCCCGAUUCCCGAGGGGCCGGGAUCUCCCUAUUCAGCAGCGAUGUCGGGAUCCCCUUCCUGCGGGCGUCCUCGUCGUCCUCGACGCCGGAGAUGCCGCCGGGGAAAGGGCUGCUCCCGCCGUUGGUGUCGUACCUGCCGGUCUCGCGCGCGACCACCGUGGGGGUGAUCGUCCUCCACAUCGUCUGGCUGAACCCCGACGGCGUCGUUGCGCUUGCGGAUAACUACGGAUAUGUGCACAUAUGGGAUCUCAUGGACGUCCUCUUCCGGCCCGUCAUCGACCACCCCCCGAGCGUGACGAAGUCGCGAAAGCAGCGAAACGCGGAAGGGGGUGGAGGGGCGGCCCAUCGAGGCUCCAUCCCACACGAGAUCACCUACUGGCAUGCGCAUAAAAACCGCAUCACGGCGAUGAAAUGCACCACCGUUUGCUGCCCAUUGGAAGGGGGGGGGCGGGGGGGAGGAGGGGAAGGAGGUGGAAGCAGGGGAGGACCUCCCGUUGCUCAUCACGAGCGGCCUUGA
Phytomonas sp. EM1 is the source of this 3288-nucleotide messenger RNA. The record is from the annotation of a GenBank genome assembly. NCBI's taxonomy places the organism in Eukaryota, Euglenozoa, Kinetoplastea, Trypanosomatida, Trypanosomatidae.